AUGCACUGCCGUACUAACGAACACACUUCCAUUGCCUUUCAGAUUCGCACUCCAACUGCAACAACGAUUGUAGCAGCCACAGCGCAGACGCGCCGACCCGUACUGAGCGUACGUCGGCGAAAAAUCAAUACACCGACGCUCGCUACAUCAGGUAUAGCCUACCAGACGGCUACGACGAAGAUCCAAUCGUCAGCAGCAGCUAUAAUAACAACAGCAAACACGUACCCCACGAAAAGUGAUGAGCUGCUUGGGACAACAACGGAAUUACCAACGACCUUUAAUAAACAGCCACAACAAUAUCGCAAUCGUAUUAAACUGGUAACACCAGCUGCAACAACAACAUCAACAACCUACCUAUCAGCACCUACAACGACCACAUCAGUAACAGUAGCUGUAGCAGCUCUUACUCUAAACAGUGAUGCUGCCAAUGGCACAGGCAAUCAGAAAAAUUACCUUAACACAAAGUACAGAGCAAAGCUGUCUGCAACCACUUUGUCAACGGGCGCAUCACCAACGACGCUAGUGACAGUGACACCAGCUGCCAAAGGAGCAGCAACCGCAACAGCAGCAACUACAUUAGCUAUCAAUGACAUCAUACAACAUAAUAACGCCAACACUAACACCAAACAAGCGUCGACAGUUUUGCGACGAAAAUUCCAAGCACGCCGUCUUAUAACAACAACAACUGCUAGUCCCACAGACGACAGUG
Messenger RNA from Rhagoletis zephyria (snowberry fruit fly), 709 nucleotides. Its product is annotated as salivary glue protein Sgs-3-like. NCBI's taxonomy places the organism in Eukaryota, Metazoa, Arthropoda, Insecta, Diptera, Tephritidae. The record is from RefSeq and is a predicted model, not a curated record.